ACUUGCUGGUGAAAAAGCGAGAGGGUGAGACAGAUCUUCAAUUUAGUUCGCAGAGUGAAGCAAUGUGGAGAAGAAUGGGCGUUCCGUCUCCAUCGUUGCUGUAUCGACAUUAAAUCAAACACAGGAGAAAAUAAAUUUUACUUUCAAAGAACCAACGAACUAAUUAUAAAUGGGCGAUUUUGGGAGUUAAGCCAAUUAAAAUAUUAUCCCCCGGCAAAUGAUUAAAAUCCCGGCGGGAUCAAAUAUUGCAAACUUUUAAUAUAACAAGAUAAUUAUUGAUUCACUAAUUUAUUAAGUUUGUGCAUUUAAUUUCUCACGUUUGUUAAAUCAACAAAUUCUGCUGAACGUUUAUACACCGUAUCAGUUUCUUUGUAAUUUGCCUAAUUACAUCGCCAAAAGUUACUACACAUUGAAUUUAGUGGAGAACACCGAUUUGGACAAUUGAAAACGUCGGUGAAAUUCAAUUGAAGAUCGACAUGCCUACGUUAAUGCCAUCGCUAGAUUUAACCUACGAUGUUGAUGGAGUGAAUAUACCGGAUGUGCCUGACCGAAACAAUGAAGCGUCGCACGGUUUGCAACUGCAAACGACGCGCGACCAGGACCACACGCAACUGCAGCAACGCGAUCAUCUACAACUGUUGCAACUGCAGCUGCCACAGAGGGACCACGUGGCCCCUCAGCAACUGCAACAACGGGACAGGGACCAGUUGCAGUAUCAGCAACGAGACAGGGAGCAAUUACAUCGCGACAAGUUGCAACAGCAACGUGAUCGCGACCGCGAACGGGAGCAUCUGCAUCAGUUGCAGUCGAUCAACAACUUGUUACUGGACUUGCCGCCGCCGGCUAACUUUCAAGGAUAUCCGCACGACAAGUCACGCCCGCAACCUAAAAAAGGCAACAAUAUCGAUGGAGACAUGUCGAUUUCGGAUCUAUUCGGGCUAGGUUUACCCCGGGGAUCGUUGAUGAACAGCCAGUCAACGGCUGCAUCACCCGGCUGCCAUAAUUAUCAAUAUCAGGCUCGCAAUCAGGGAUCCUCUCAGCAUUAUCAGCAAUGCGAUGAUAGGAAUGGAAUGUGCUCGAAUUCCCUGAUGUUGGAUGUACCAAGCUCGCCUAGUUCUAUCAGUACACCUGGUAGCCCUAGCACACCCGGAAGUCUGUACUCUAAUCCAUAUUCAUACUCGUCUAUGAACAGUAGCAAUCAGACAGCAUCAUCUCCAACUAGUAGAGGAUCCAUGCAGCAGAUCGGUUCACCGUCGUCCCCUCUUCAUUCUCCCUAUUAUGGGAGAUCUAUUCGUGGUUCUCCCCCUUAUAGCGACUGCAGUAGUCCUACAUUUGAGUACUCUCAUAUGAUGGGUUGCAAUAGUUCAAGAUCAAACUCACCAGCUGACUCAGAAACAAGUGGAAUAAGUAGCAUGGAUGGUUCUCUAUCCGACAUAAUGAAUUGCUUAUCAUUAAAUUCAUCAUCACAUGGAUGUUACCCUCAGUCUCUGAGUUCGUUGAUAUCACCGGAAGUGGAUUUAUGCACGAACAACAGAGCAGCUGCGUUUCAACGUAUGGCGGUGAAAAAGUACUUGUCUCCGGCCCAUCAGAAUUCUUCGUCGACCCAUCAUCAUCAUUCGCACGGACAUAAUCGUGGCCAUCACUACGGGUCGAAUCAGAACAAUGGUUUUCUCAAUUCUCUAUUGUCACAUGAGAAAAAUUGUUGCUCCUCCGGUAAUCAUAUGAUGUCACCGAAUUCACCGCCGAUUAAUAUUUUAAAUCCGCAACUCUCUCUUGAACGUGUAGCCCGAUUUCAUCGAAGUGCCGCUGCACUUUGUGAUCCAACUUGCACUUGGAGCGGUAUAUUGCCUCAACGUACUCAGAAACCGUCGGGUUAUUCGUCUAAGGUAUUUCUUGGUGGGGUACCUUGGGACAUUACCGAAUCCCUUUUAAUUGCAACUUUCAAGCAGUUUGGUCAAAUACGAGUGGAAUGGCCAGGAAAAGACCAGUCCACUGCUCAACCCAAGGGAUAUGUAUAUAUCAUAUUUGAGUCUGAAAAACAGGUGAAAACUUUGUUGGCGUGUUGUACACACGAUUUUACCAACGGUGGUAGUUGGUAUUAUAAAAUAUCUUCUAAACGUAUGAAAGCAAAAGAGGUUCAAGUAAUACCGUGGAUUCUAGAAGAUAGUAAUUAUGUAAAAUCUUCUUCGCAAAAACUUGAUCCUCACAAAACAGUAUUCGUUGGCGCUCUUCACGGUAUGUUAACAGCUAGUGGUUUAGCGAAAAUUAUGGAUGAUCUGUUCCGUGGAGUUAUUUAUGCAGGUAUUGAUACCGACAAACAUAAGUAUCCGAUAGGAUCUGGUCGUGUUACGUUUAGUACAAAACAUUCAUACAUGAAAGCAAUUUCAGCUGCUUUUAUAGAAAUAAAAACUGCCAAAUUUACGAAAAAGGUGCAAGUUGAUCCGUACUUGGAAGAUUCUAUGUGUUCUGAAUGUUCAGUGCAACAAGGACCUUACUUUUGUCGUGAAGUGAUUUGCUUCCGAUAUUUCUGUCGCAGUUGUUGGCAAUGGCAACACUCUAUGGAAUCAAUGUGGCACCACAAGCCUUUAAUGCGUAAUUCAAAAACAAACCAAGUAGUUGGAUUGUCACCGAAUUUGAACUCUGGAUCUCGUGGAAUGAAUAACUCCACAAUUUAAGUACAAUCGCCAAGCUUUUCUUUCAUAAUCACACAUUCACUUUUUUUUGACUAUUAGUUUUCACACGGACGUUGCGCUUACUGACAGGGUGCAAACUUAGUUUUUAUCCCAAAGCAGCGGGUAGCUGGUUUGACGAUAUACAUAAAAAUACCGUAUACACCAGCUGAUCGGCGAACGCAACGAUUUCUUUAUUAUCGUUAUUAUCACGUACGUCCGUGUCGUAGAGACUAAUUAAAAGAUAAAAAUCGUGUUUCCUGAAAAAGUUCCUAUUUCGAACGCGGUAACCACCACGUUCAACAAACAGUAUUUUUAUUUAGUAUGUUUACUUAGGGGACUGGCUCUCUAGUUGAUCGUUUUAUUACGAAGAAUAUAAUUGUGCCAUUAAGUAAUGUGUCACAUUAUACGGCAAUUAUGCAACUGUGCAUUUAUAUUGAAUUCAUGUGAGUUCAAUUGUGGCUUUUAUAAUGGAAAUAAUUUUUAUGCGAUAAAAAUAAGAAGCCACUCGACUGUUAAGAAAGGAAAAAAAAGAAAGAAAGAAAGGCUAAGUUCCGUGAUCUUCCAUGAUCCAUAAAAUACAAUGCGCCGCUAUAAUAAUCUAUAGGUGAAAUAUUACGCUUAAUCGUAAAUUAUUCGAUGAUAUUAGAUUAUUGUAUUGUUCUAGCGGCAGAAGGGAUGAAUAAUUCAAUUAUUAUUUUUCGCGAAGAACGUAUUUAAUUUGAUAUAACCAAAGCGAUGACUUUCUAUUGAAGUACUAUCUAAAACUCAAUCCGUUCUUCUGUUUCAAAGUUUAUCGAUGAUAUUGCCCAUCGUUAUAGUUUUACGUUAGAUUGUACAGUGUAAGGGUACUGCCAAAAUGGCCACUGUAAUCAUAAUUUAUAAUCUUAGUGAAAGUGCUAAGCAUUUUGCGAGCUUUCGUUCACAGGGACUGUUUAACUGUUGACGAAAUGGAAAAGUACAUGGUCUACGAUUCUGGAGCGGAUUGUAGUGAAUUGAUUCUGUUUUUAUUUUUUGUUACGAUAUUAUGUUAUGUAUUUUUCUUUCAACAACAUUUCUAUAGCAUUCUAAUCGUGUUUCUAAUGUUUUGAUAUCAUUUUGUUGAGUGAAUUAAAAAUCAUAUUUUUGCAGAUAGA
This is a messenger RNA of Osmia bicornis bicornis, 3805 nucleotides long. RefSeq names its product cytoplasmic polyadenylation element-binding protein 1 (gene orb). Gene Ontology annotation, biological process: negative regulation of cytoplasmic translation. Gene Ontology annotation, molecular function: translation factor activity, RNA binding; ribosome binding; mRNA regulatory element binding translation repressor activity. Gene Ontology annotation, cellular component: neuron projection; synapse; cytoplasm. Bases 477 to 2675 code for a protein of 732 amino acids. NCBI's taxonomy places the organism in Eukaryota, Metazoa, Arthropoda, Insecta, Hymenoptera, Megachilidae. The transcript has 12 exons. The record is from RefSeq and is a predicted model, not a curated record.